AUGCCGCCCCUCCGCCCGGGCUGUCGACGACCGCUGCCGCCGCCGCUGCCGCUGCCGCUCCCGACGACUCGCUUGGCCCAACCCCCCAGGUGCCGCUACUCCUCCUCCUCCUCCCCCUCCUGGCCCUCGCGCAACGACCUCCCCGAGUCUCGCCUGAACCCCCGCCCGGACGACUACGCCGCCCCCAGCUUCGCCGACCGGGCCGAGCUCUCCCUCUUCGCCGGCCGCGGCGGCAACGGCUGCGUCUCCUUCCUCCGCGAGGCGUUCCUCCCCGACGGGCCCCCCAACGGCGGCGACGGCGGCCCCGGGGGCAGCAUCUACAUCCAGGCCGCCCACGGGGAGACGUCGCUGCACAAGCUGGCCCGGAAGCGCGUCAUCCGCGCCGGCCGCGGCAGCCACGGCCAGGGCAGCGCCAAGGGCGGCGCGCGCGGCCAGGACGUCGUCAUCACCGUGCCCGUGGGCACCGUCCUCCGCGAGCUGCAUCGCCACGAGCCAGCCGCCCAGGAGGCCCUGGCCGUCAGGGCCUACCGCGCCUUGCGCAAGCAGCAGACGCCUCCCCCGGAGGAGCCGGGCAAUCGCGACCCCGCCGAAGCAGCGCCGCCGCGGCAGCAGCAGCAGCAGCAGCAGCAGCAGCAGCAGGCGACGGACAGAAAGGGCCGCCCGAAACCUGCCCCCGGGGAAGCAGCGGAGCAGGCCGAUGCCGCGGACCUGGAGCUCCAGGAUCCCUCGCGGCAAAAGUGGCUUCUCUACCCCGGCAUGUCCAGGUCGGACAUGAGAGCCGCCUCGUUCCCCAAGCUCCCUCGCCGCCAACCCCUUCUCCAGCAGCCCCCGGCCCCCGUCUACCUCGACCUGUCGCGUCCCACCCCGCGCCCGAUCCUCCUCGCCGCAGGCGGCCUUGGCGGCUUGGGCAACCCUCACUUCACGUCGCGCCAGCACCCCAAGCCCGUCUUCGCGACCAAGGGCGACGACGCCGUCUCCAUCAAGGUCUCGCUCGAGCUGAGGCUCCUCGCCGACGUCGGCCUGGUCGGCCCCCCCAACGCCGGCAAGAGCACCCUCCUGCGCUCCCUGACCAACAGCCGCGCCAGAAUCGGCAGCUGGGCCUUCACCACGCUCCAGCCGAACAUUGGCACCGUCGUGCUGGACAAGUACUCCGGCCGCCCAGUCGCUGCUCCGCCCGGAGCUCACCCGGGCUCUCUGCAGCCGACGCGCGACGGCCGGCCCGGGCCAAGGACGAGGUUCACCGUGGCCGACAUCCCGGGCCUGAUCCAAGGCGCCCACCUCGACCGCGGCCUGGGCAUCGCCUUUCUCCGGCACGUCGAGCGCGCAGGAGUGCUUGCCUUUGUCGUCGACCUGGCCGCCGGAAACGCCGCGGAUGCUCUCGACGCGCUGUGGCGCGAGGUCGGCCUCUACGCCCAGAUGCGGCACGAGGAAGAUUGCCUUCGACAGGUGGAAUCCCACAUCGACUGGGACCCGGCGUCCGACUCGCCGCCGACACUGGGCGCCGUCGACCUUGCCAACGCCCAGCGAGGCGGUCCCACGACGGCCUUUGCCGGGCCCGGCCCGCCAUCCGGGCUGCACAUUGCCGCGAAGCCGUGGUUCGUCGUCGCAACAAAGGCCGAUCUGCCCCAGACGCGGCAGAACUUUUUGCUGCUAAAGGCCUAUCUGGACGAGAUUACGAGCGGGCAGGCCAAGCAUCCAAGCGGCGUAGAGGGAGCCUGGACCACGAACUGCGCAGCUAUUCCAGUGAGCGCUAUCCACGGGCAAGGCGUAGACAGGAUUGUGCAUUGGACGCUUGGGCUGCUAGAUGGGUGA
Molecule: messenger RNA, 1812 nt
Organism: Ustilaginoidea virens
Lineage: Eukaryota; Fungi; Ascomycota; Sordariomycetes; Hypocreales; Clavicipitaceae
Exons: 1
Coding region: 1-1812 (603 amino acids)
Cellular component (GO): mitochondrion
Molecular function (GO): GTP binding; GTPase activity
Source: RefSeq, a predicted model, not a curated record